UGAAUCAUAAAUUAAGAGUUAUUAGAUUUGAAACAUGAUGUAGAAGAUAAUGGAAGUGCUGAAGGAACUACAAUCGUUGAGCAAUCUGGAGUUUUCGCAUCAGAUGGGAUUCGGUACCGGAAUUCGACAGCGAUAAUGACAACAGCAGUUGGGGAGAUGAAGAUUUCUAAGGGACGGCAAGGACCAGAAGCGCAGAAUCAUGUAAGGUUUAUAUUGCGGCUUAAGGAAGUUGGAACUGAUGUUUUAAUUACUGCAUAUGAACCGUUUGUGAUAAAUCCUCUUAGUGAAAGUGCAAAUUCUGUUGGAGCUCCCUGCGGUGCUAACUUGAAAGUCCGUGACUGGAACCUUUUCGCUGCUUGAAGCUUGAAAAGGUUUGGAAUUUAGGGAACUGCCGAACUUAUUUUUCUUUAUUUUGCUUGCAAUUUCUUAGUAGUGCAAACAGUUCUGGAAUGUAAAGCAAAUGCUUUGGCGGUCCUCUAAAUAUAAUUUGUUUUCUUUUGAGAAGAAGCAGAACCCAUUUUGGAUUUUCUCGUGAUUUGUCAUGUUGCACGAAAAUAGCAUCUUUGUGUUGGUGAUUUUGUAGCCAGAGAAUAGUAAAGUAACUACAUGAAGAUAAGAGGCAAUAUAUAUAUAUAUAUAUAUAAGAUUUAAUGAGAGUACUGAAAGACUGAGUAGAGAAAGAGAGAUGAGAAGGGUGUUAUGUACGUUUUCAUCAUUUUGGUCUCUAGUUAUCAUUCUUCUUCUUGUAAGUUCUCUGGAAUUUUGUAUUGGUCAGAAUGAGAAUGGGUUCAGCAGAAGUGAUUUCCCACCAAACUUUAUCUUUGGUGCAGGAAGCUCAGCUUAUCAGGUUGAAGGCGCUGUGAAUGAGGAUGGAAGAACUCCUAGCAUAUGGGAUACGUAUUCUCAUUCUGGAAAAUUACCGAACAACGUUAACGGGGACAUAGCCGCCGAUCAAUAUCACAGAUAUAAGGAAGAUGUUAAACUCAUGAAGGAUACAGGUCUAGAUGCCUACAGAUUUUCCAUCUCAUGGCCAAGGCUUAUACCAAAUGGAAGAGGACCUGUGAAUCCUAGGGGUGUAGAGUACUAUAACAACCUCAUCAAUGAACUUAUCAGCCAUGGAAUUGAAGCACAUGUUACACUUUUUCAUUAUGAUAUUCCUCAGGCACUCCAAGACGAGUAUGGAGGAUGGUUGAGCCGAAAGAUUGUGAAAGACUUCACAUCAUACGCCCAUGUGUGCUUUAAAGAAUUUGGUGACAGAGUUUCGACAUGGACAACGAUGAAUGAGGCUAAUGUGCUUGCCUUUGCGUCCUACGGCAUGGGAACUCUGCCGCCACAAAGGUGUUCUUCUCCAUUUGGGGUCCGUAAUUGUACAAGUGGUAACUCCACAACAGAGCCGUAUAUUGUUACCCAUAACUGUUUGCUAUCUCAUGCAUCAGCUGCAAGAUUGUAUAAGAACAAAUACCAGGGUAAACAACAUGGACUUAUAGGAUUUAACCUCUUCGGUUUUGGGUUCAGUCCUGUGACAAAUUCUGCAGAAGAUAUUGCAGCAACACGAAGGGCCAAUGAUUUCUAUUUGGGUUGGUUUGCUGGGCCUUUUGUUUUUGGUGACUAUCCUGAACCAAUGAAGAGAAAUGUUGGCUCCAGACUUCCUUCUUUCACCCCAUAUGAAGCUAAACUAGUUAAGGGCUCAUGUGACUUUUUUGGAGUGAAUCAUUAUGCAUCUCUGCAAACAAAGGACAAUCCGCAAAGUCUACUAAUCCAAUCACGAGAUUUUAUUUUGGAUAUGGCUGUCAAGUUUAUAUCUAAUUGGUCAGGAGAAGGUGUAUUGCCUGCCGAAUUCCCUAUUACACCAUCGGGGCUGCAAGAAGUUCUGGAGUAUUUUAAGCAAUUCUAUGGAAACCCCCUCAUGUUUAUUCAUGAAAAUGGUCAAAGGCUGUUAAGCGCACCCCGUGAAACAUCAAUGAACGACACGUCGAGGGUGAAUUACUUGAAAGGUUACAUUGGAGGUUUGCUUGAUGCAGUGAGGAACGGAUCCAACACAAAAGGGUACUUCACAUGGAGUUUCUUAGACUCAUUCGAAUUGUUAGACGGCUACACUUCAAAUUUCGGCCUUUACUAUGUGGAUAUGAUCAAUGACCCGGAGUUAAAGAGAUACCCAAAGCUUUCAGCACAUUGGUAUUCAAAUUUUCUCAAGGUCAAGGGAGGGAACAAAAUAAUCAGUACCAUUUCGACGUCAACAGAUGAAAUUUCUCGUUUUUCACAGUAGAAAGUUGAUUUUCCUUCAUAUUUAAAACAAUAAAAUUCUCUUGAUAAGUAAUAUUUUUCAUUUGUAAGCCAUUGAGCACUGGAGUUAAAUUUUAUUGAAGGAAAAAUGAAAAACAGUCUGGCCCACUUUCUCCCGA
Messenger RNA from Papaver somniferum (opium poppy), 2402 nucleotides. Its product is annotated as beta-glucosidase 22-like. Gene Ontology annotation, molecular function: beta-glucosidase activity. The transcript has 13 exons. The record is from RefSeq and is a predicted model, not a curated record. The coding region runs from base 686 to 2266 and encodes 526 amino acids. Lineage: Eukaryota; Viridiplantae; Streptophyta; Magnoliopsida; Ranunculales; Papaveraceae. Gene Ontology annotation, biological process: carbohydrate metabolic process.